This is a messenger RNA of Homalodisca vitripennis (glassy-winged sharpshooter), 5636 nucleotides long. Its product is annotated as chorion peroxidase. The transcript has 25 exons. Gene Ontology annotation, biological process: response to oxidative stress. Bases 206 to 4132 code for a protein of 1308 amino acids. Gene Ontology annotation, molecular function: heme binding; peroxidase activity. The record is from RefSeq and is a predicted model, not a curated record. Lineage: Eukaryota; Metazoa; Arthropoda; Insecta; Hemiptera; Cicadellidae.
GUAAGAGUCGGGCAGCUUGCGCGAAGUCUGCGGUGGUACCAUCGAUUCUGUUAUUUCAAAGUAAUAAAUAUCAGGACAUCGAGGAAUUACAAGACGAACACGAUGGUGACUAGGUUUUGAAAAGUGUGAACAUUCUACGAUAUCGUGUGCGAACACGUUGUGAGUGUUAUACAUAGUGACUGGUCAGUAUAACCUGUGGUGCGCCAUGAACUUACUGCUGUCUUUUGCAUUUUUGGGAAUCUUGAGCGGUUGCUUGUGCCACGAGCCCUGCUCAGUUUCCAAGUACCGCGCUGCCGACGGAGGAUGCAACAACGCGAGACAUGCCGACUGGGGCUCCGCCCACACACCCUACCUGAGGUUGCUGCCUGCACAAUACGACUGGGAGAACGGGCCGCCCCCGCAAGCGGAGGCAGUGGUAGAGGCGGUAGUGGAGGCAGGAGGGGGACACCACCCCCAUGUCACCAGUCUCCUGCCUCUCUGGGGCGAUCUUCUCAGUAGAGAUCUCUCCCUGCCAUACAAGUCUGAUAAAGGUGUUAUUCUGAAUGCUCAGUCUGGGUUCCUGGAUGGAUCCGGUUUCUAUGGGACAACCCUCGAGGAGCAACAGAAGCUACGAGGAGAGGGAGGACGACUCAAUCUCUCCGCAUGUUCAGAGUGCCGUAAUGUGGGAUCAGGUCUGGGAGUGCUCUACACCACCUUGUUGCUGGAGCACAAUCGACUGGUGACACAGUUUGUCAGCCUCAACCCCCACUGGUCAGCUGAUACCCUAUACCUGGAGGCUCGCAGACUGCUGGCAGCUCAGCUACAGCACAUCACCUACGCUGAGUUUCUUCCAACGCUUCUCGGAGAGGCUGUGACUACAGAGUGGGGGCUGAGGCCGGCACGCCGAGGUCGUUACCAUGGCUACUCCAGCUCCAACAGGGCUGGUACUUUCUACAGUGUCGCCAACACAGCACUGCGACUUGUUCCUUCCAUGGUGCCUUCCACACUGGUUAUAAAAACAUCGUCUCAUAUGUCGGACAACGCCACUAUUGAAGCGAGCCUCUCCGGGAUGUACUCCAUGGUUCUGAAUACUCCUGCUCUUCUGCCUGCCCUUCAUGAUCAAGAGGAGUGGACUGCACGGCUGGAAGAUAUGAGGAUACAGAAGCUGGCUGGUUAUGUGGACUGGCUCAAGUUGUGUGCCCAAGGGCAUGAAGCCACUAACUUCACCUCCUGGACAUCAAUAUCACCUGAGCGACAGCAGACUCUGACUUCGUUGUACAGGAACCCGAGGCAGGUGGACCUCCUGGCAGCUGGUAUCUUGGAACAACCUCAGCCUGGGUCUGUCUUGGGCCCCAUCCUGACCUGUCUUCUGGCCCAUCAGUUCAGCACAUUGAGGAAUAGUGAUCGCUUCUGGUAUGAGAACGAUAUCCCACCAGCGUCAUUCACUAAAGAUCAGCUGAGUGAGAUAAGGAAAGUAACGUUGGCAGGGUUGCUGUGUACCAAUGUGCCUCAUCUUCUCAGCAUCCAACCCAGGCCCUUCCUGCAGGAGGAUCCUUAUUUGAACGCCCAGAUAGGAUGUGAUCACUUCUCUCACCUGAGUGUGGAGACUUGGCGCGAAGACAGCGGGGAACUGGACUCCGCCCAGCAGACAGUCUCCAUGGAGUUGCUGAAGCAAGCUAUCCGCAGAGCAGAGGACGAUGUCCAGAGGCGCUUCCAGACCGAGUACUUACUCUGGAGUCAAAAGGGAGGAGUGGAUCCUAAGUCACCAAUCGGAACAGCAGCAGCUUUCAGCAAACCUAACAAGGAAGCUUUUCUAUUGGCCAACAACUCACUGCUGUUGGAGUAUGCUUCAAGAGAAAUCAUGAACAGCAUUAACUCAAAGAGCCGCCGCCGCAGGCAGCUAGAUGCUGGUGACAACAUUAUCGGAUUUGGACCAGACCUUCCUCUGAAAGAUUUUCUGUCAGACCUGGACAUAACCAGCUUCUUGCCCUCCCUUACACACCCCAAUGAUGAGGUGUGCCAUGAGGAGAAUGGACCCUGUGAUCCACGUUCACCAUAUAGAAGCUUCAGUGGCCAUUGUAAUAACUUGGAGCGUGUCAACCUUGGUCGCAGUUUCACUACCUUUGCUAGGCUUCUGCCUUCCGUAUAUGAAAAUGGUAUCUCCAGCCCACGUAUGACAUCAGUGAGUGGAGUUCCGCUGCCGUCUGCUCGUCUAAUCUCUUCAUCCAUGCACCCAGACAUCAGCCACCUCCACAACCGCUACACACUAAUGGUCAUGCAGUUUGCUCAGUUCGUUGAUCAUGACCUCACCUUCACGCCCGUUCAGAGAGGAUUCUUCGCCUCCAUCCCGGACUGCCGUUCAUGUGAUUCCCCCCUCACAGUACACCCAGAAUGUAUGCCCAUCCCAGUCCCCAGUGGGGAUCCGUUCUACCCUCAGAUCAACAUUACAUCUGGCGCUAGGGUGUGCCUCCCUUUUAUGAGAUCCAUGCCCGGCCAACAACGACUAGGUUCAAGAGAGCAGAUUAAUCAGAACACAGCCUAUCUGGACGGCUCACACAUCUAUGGACAGGACUCAUGUAUGGCACGCAGCCUGCGCAGUUAUGGCGGCCGGCUGAAUGCUACCAUUCGACACAACGGGGACAAGGACCUGCUCCCCCUGACUCCUGUGCAUCCGGAGUGCAAAUCUCCCUCUGGUUAUUGCUUUAUCGCUGGUGACGGAAGGGCGAGCGAACAGGCUGGAUUGACAGCUCUCCAUACUAUCUACAUGAGGGAACACAACCGCCUGGUCCACAGCCUGCAUGCUGUCAACCCCCACUGGGGCGAUGAGAAGCUGUACCAGACUGCCAGGCGAAUCGCAGUAGCAGGCUACCAGCAUGUGGUAUACAACGAGUUCCUACCUCGUCUUCUUGGCUGGAACGCUAUUAAUCUGUAUGGGCUCAAACUGACACCUCAGGGCUACUCCAAGGCCACCUACAGCACUUCAUGCAACCCCAACAUUGUGACAGAGUUUGCUGCGGCCGCUUAUCGUAUCGGACACAGUCUACUGAGACCACAUCUGCCUCGCGCAGAUCCCCAGUACCAGGCCGUCGAGCCUGCUAUACUGCUGCGUGACGUCUUCUUCAACCCUGACGUCAUCCAUCAGAGACAUAUGGUGGACGAACUUAUUCGAGGUCUUGUGUCCACCCCUAUGGAGAAUCUUGACCAGUUCAUCACUGGGGAGAUCUCCAACCAUCUGUUUGAGGACAGGCGUAUCCCUCACUCAGGCAUGGACCUGCCUGCGCUCAACAUACAGAGGGCAAGAGAUCAUGGUAUUCCGUCCUACAAUGAAUAUCGAGCACUCUGCAACCUCAAGCGGGCCACCACAUGGGAGGACCUGAGUCGAGAGAUCCCAGCAGAGUCCAUUGCACGGUUUCGACGCAUCUAUGCGAGCGUGGACGAUAUAGACUUGUUUCCUGGAGGUCUCAAUGAGCGAGCUGUCCAAGGUGGUUUGGUAGGACCAACCUUUGCCUGUAUCAUAGGCUUGCAGUUCCGCCAAUUGAAGAAGUGUGAUCGAUUCUGGUAUGAAAGCAGUGAUCCGAUCCUUAGAUUCACAGAACCCCAGCUUGCCGAGAUCCGGAAAGUGCAGCUAUCCAAGGUUCUCUGUGACAAUCUGGAUAUCUCUGGAGACAUCCAACGUUCUGUUCUUGACCAGCCAAGUGACUUCUUAAACCCAAGAUUAUCAUGUCAAUCGUUACCAUCAAUUGAUGUUAAUGCCUGGCGUGAGAAUGCUGCUCAGGGUUGCCAAAUCGCCGGACGAACAGUUCCUGUUGGAGAUACAGCUUUGCCAACUCCCUGUACCAGCUGUGUUUGCACAGCAGAAGGGCCCCAGUGCGCCUCACUGCGAGUCCACGACUGCUCCCAGCUGAUGCGUGAGGCAGGUCGUGACGCCAUACUGCGUGAUGAGGUCUGCGCUGCGCAGUGCUCCUCUCUACUGCUUUCUUCUCCUGGUCCUACACUGGAGGCGCUGGAGGAUAUUGUGUCUCUCACAACACGCAAACCUAUCACUAGUCGUGCGCGAGACUUCCUUGCGACUCGCCUCAUCCCUCCACCACUGCCUGGGCGGAGGCCUAACCUCAGGAGUUUUAAACUCCCAGACAUUUUCCUUGGCCGAUAGUGCAACUUCCACAAGAGUUGUAAAGGAAGGCGCCAUAAUAGUUACAUCACUGAUAGCGGCUGUUUAAAAACACAAUCUGCAUUCCUGAAAGCUUAUUAGUAAUUGUAGUUAUUUUCAUGUUGCCUCUUGUUUGACAGAAAAUUAUCAGAAUUUCUAGUAAUAAGAUCCAGAUUGCAAACAGAAAUCAAUUCAAUCCAUUUGUAACUGAAUAUACUGAUUUUAUAACUAAUUUUACAGCCAAUAACUAUAACAUGACACAAAUUUGAAAAAAUGUCCAUUUCAAAUUAUUGAACUGAAAAACAUUCAAAAGGUUAUUUACUGUGCCAAACUUUCUAAAGUUGUUAAAUCAAAAUGAGCAAUCAGAACCGUUGAUCUAGAAGAACUAGAAAAAUGAAAAACUAAAUUUAUUUCUACUAAAAAUACAAGUAUAGUACAAAUAAUACUUCUAGUAUUGCAAAUAGAUGUCAAACAAAACCAGCAUUUUUUUCAACAUUUUGCAUUUAUUUAUUAACUUUAAUAUCAUUACUUUAGGUGUAUGUAAUUCCAAUUAUUUUAUAGAUUAUUUUGAUUAUUUUUGUUGUUUUCUAAUUGCAUUUUGUGAUAUAAUUUUGUUGUUUUUAUCAGAACAACAUUCAUUUUUCCAGUAACAUUUUGUUCUUAUUUAUUGAUCAGCUUUUAUGUCUUUGCUGGAAAUAUUGAAUUUUAACCAUUUCUGUAGCCGAUUUUCUGUACAUAAAUCUGAGGUUGAAACGAAUCAAUGUGUUACCAAGUGUUACGGGAUUUACACAAUAUUCUUAGCUGUAGUUGUGAUCUUGGGACAUGAUUUUCUCUGGAGUAUGUAGUGAAAUAAAACCUGAUAUAAUUAGUUUAACUGCUAGACUAGCCAAGUACAAGUUAACGACUAAUUCUAGUAUAACGAGACUUAUUAUGACAGAGCUCAAUUAGGUAGAUAGACAAGAAGGUGAAUAUGUUAAGUAUACUCUGAAUUUUAAAUGAGUAACUUAAUUUCUGGUGAAUUUACAGGGUAUUUUCGGAGGUCUUUGCAACAUAAUAGUAUAAAACAUUGCCUAUUUAUCCCCAAAGUACCCUGUACAGUCACAAGGUAUUAGAGAUAGGUUCAUGGAAGUUUGUUUUUGUGGUUCUUGAAUCUGUAUUCUCUUACUUUUGAGAAUAAAAUGCUGCCAUUUCAAGGUCAGCCAUUGGAUGUGCCAAAAGCUAUUUACUAGAACACUUCUAUUUUAUUUCAAAUGAAAUCCUUUCUUUUAUUAUCAUGCGGCACCUUAACAGCAGAUAAAAAUAAAAAAGCUAAUAUCUAUAUUUACUUUGUAAUUAGAUUUAUUUCACACUGUUAGCAUAUUUUGUUUUCCAUUAGACUUGUUAUUUAUAUACAGGAAUACGUUUUCCUUUGUAUUGUAUUGUAUUGUUGUUUAGUCCAAUAUUUGUAUUAUAAUGUUGUGUACAUAUUUUGCUCUAUAAAAUAAUACGAUUUUGUAUCAUAAUCUAA